Akanthomyces muscarius is the source of this 879-nucleotide messenger RNA. RefSeq lists its product as uncharacterized. The coding region runs from base 1 to 879 and encodes 292 amino acids. The transcript has a single exon. The record is from RefSeq and is a predicted model, not a curated record. Lineage: Eukaryota; Fungi; Ascomycota; Sordariomycetes; Hypocreales; Cordycipitaceae.
AUGGCUGGUACUAACCGCGAUGCCUUGUACGGCCGGCCAUCAGGCAGCCGGUCUUUUAUUUUUAACUCGGAGCAGCCAACCAAGACUGCCGUUCUGACUGGCGUCGCCGUCUUUUGCUUUCUAUUAUUUGUUCGAUUUGGCCUGCAGCGUGGUGUUGCUUGGAUGCGCCAGUCCCGAUCGCGCCGGUUCUCUCACACACAAGAGCAGACACGGGCAACGCCGCCUAUACUCGACGAAAAGAUGCCGCAAACGUCUCGCUGUCACAGUCGUCCCGCUUCUCAGGAGCCGUGCAGCAGCACCGGCGAUUCGGAUGCCUCGACGUCUUUUUCUGCGCCCAGCGCAGUGCCAGAGCGCCAGCAAAGACGGCUUCUCACAAGGCUGCCGCCUCCACCUCCACUGACACCGCCGGAGCUCAGCGCUACCAUCUUUGCCUGUGAUGAAGAUGUAGACGGAUUCAUGAGCCAGCCCAACCCUGACUACAUGUCGGCUACUGCGUCGAUGCCCUUCGAAGACGCUCAGCCUACGCCUCGGAGACGUUCUUACAUGAAGACAUUUACGAUUGGAACUCCGAUGGUCGCCAGCGAAGACGGCGCAUUCCCGGACUCGAGUUUUGGUCCGGGCGCGUAUCCUCCGAGCCCGUCGUUCUCAGCACCGCCUCCUCGGUCACAAAGCCAGAUGCGAGCCCACGAGGACGAUGCACCCCGUCACAAUGUGGACGUCAAGGGCGAAAUCAUCUCUGUCGUCAACCAGGACGGCGAGGGUUGGACUCGCCACACGCGCGUCUACGGUGGCGGAGCAUGUCUGGCUUGUACAGCGUCGGGUGGGCAGGAAGGUGGAUUUUACGGCGCCACAGUAACCCCCGAGGAGAUGCGAUACUGA